Molecule: messenger RNA, 648 nt
Organism: Guillardia theta CCMP2712
Lineage: Eukaryota; Cryptophyceae; Pyrenomonadales; Geminigeraceae
Exons: 1
Coding region: 1-648 (215 amino acids)
Source: RefSeq, a predicted model, not a curated record
AUGGCUGGUAGGACGGGUCGGCCUCGCGGGAUUCUCGACAAUGAGAGCGUUAAGCUCAUCUAUGCCGAGAGAGUGGAGGAAAAGAGGAGGAAAACUGCUAGGAGCCUUGAGCUUGCACAGGAAUAUGGGGUUAGCGCAAAAGCGAUUAGGGAUAUCUGGAAUCGUCGAACGUGGUGGCAUGCUACUCAGGUGCUGUGGACUCCAGAGGAAAGGAGGGAACACGAAAGCUCUUGGACAAGACGCUCAAAACCUGGAAGACCGCCUGGAUCCAAAGAUACAAAACCUAGAAAGUGUAAAAGAAGAACUUUGGAACAGCUUGCUUUAGCAUCCGAGAGCUCAGGAUCCGCAUAUCAUGUAGGAUCUUCACAGGCCGCUUGCGAGGGGCAGGAUCACGAAGGCAUGUCAAGAUAUAGGGAUGAAUACGAUGACGACGAGUAUGAUGAUGAUGACGACGACGAGGAGGAGGACGAAUAUGACGUGGACGAGGACGGGGACCAGGACGGGGAUGGCAGGCGGGGGGACAGUGAUAACGAGAAGGAUAUUGAAUCUUUCGACAUGAUAGAGGAAGCUGAUACGCCUUCCUCUCAGUCGGACCCAUCAUCAGCUUUAAAUCUUUUGGUAUGUGACCGCUUUUAUUAUAUCAAGUAA